AUGUUGACUCACCUUGAAAUUGUCCUUAGAAUCAAAGUCGACGUCAACAAAACACCUUCCAAAUUUAUGGCACAGGAAGGAGCCGUCUCGGACUCGGUCGAGUUAACGGUGCGUUGCGCCUUUCAGACUUCCAAAGAUAUCAGGGUCGUCUGCCCUCCGAACUGGACAAUACGAACGCUCAAAGAGCACCUUCAUCAAGCGGUAACAUCACAGCGGCUUAUUUUCUCUGGGGCUUGUCUCACCGAUGAUAUGGUUAUCAAGGAAAUUAUGGAUCAGCGAAACUCCGCAAACGCAUCAACUACCGCACCUCAGGCUCCUUCAGAUCCAACUCCAGCCUGGGCAACAAACUAUUACGAGUGGUACCAACGUUAUUAUGGAUCAGUCGGCCCUAGUCCGGAACAUGUGGCACGAUUGCAGCAAUACUCCGGUUACUAUGCUGCCUACAUGAGCCAAUGGCAAGGUUAUCAGAAUUUCAUGAUGGGCAACAUGGGAUAUGGCGCACUCCUAGCUCAAGGAAUGGGAUCUAGUGAGCCUUCUAUGAAUGCCAUGCACAUACCUGUUGCACAAGUUGUUAAUCAUGGUGGUCCAGCUAAUGCUGCAGCUCCGCCUCAGGAUGAUGUUAAUGUUGCUGCUGCAGCAGAACAGGUUCCGGCUGAACCGAAUGGAAUUGCAGUUCAAGGAGGCGGACGAGAUGUUUUGGAUAUGGUCUAUCGGGUUUUCAGAGUACUUCUAUUCUUAUCGGCAGUACUGCUUUAUUCUUCUCUUGAACGCUUUCUUGCCGUUAUAACGAUCGCCCUAUUUAUUUUCUUCAUUCAACUGAGGAGAAAUCAGCAAAGACAAGCUCGUGUGGCUCAACCAGCUGCACCGAAUGUUAAUAACAAUAACACAGGCGAACAACCACAUGAUGCAGUUGAAAACGCUCAACCAAUUUAUGUAGCACCUACACCGCCCAGUACACUUCAAAUAUUCUUCGCUACUUGCUACUCAUUCGUCACGUCAUUCUUCACGUCGCUCGUCCCUGACCACCCUGUUCCUGUCGAUUUGAAUUAG
Molecule: messenger RNA, 1050 nt
Organism: Haemonchus placei
Lineage: Eukaryota; Metazoa; Nematoda; Chromadorea; Rhabditida; Trichostrongylidae
Source: the annotation of a GenBank genome assembly